Brassica oleracea var. oleracea is the source of this 398-nucleotide messenger RNA. RefSeq lists its product as uncharacterized. The transcript has 3 exons. NCBI's taxonomy places the organism in Eukaryota, Viridiplantae, Streptophyta, Magnoliopsida, Brassicales, Brassicaceae. Bases 9 to 329 code for a protein of 106 amino acids. The record is from RefSeq and is a predicted model, not a curated record.
CAAACGAGAUGAAGAACACAAACACAAAGUUAAUCACACUCGUUAUAGGGUUUCUCGUCCUCGUGAUGAUAAUGCAUCUUCCUCAUGCGCUUCAAGGUGGAAACAUAGAUGUAGGUGGAUCCAAAUACGAAGACUAUGGUCUUAUGCUAAGCGGCAGUGAUCCUCUCUUGAUGGGACGAAAGUUAAAAGGUCUAAAGCCUAUGGAGUCUGGAACAAAGAAACGAUCAACAAAAGCCUCGAGAGAUUCAACAAAAGAAAUUGAUAAUCUAAUGAGAAGCGACUAUCCGUCACGUAUGAAAGGAAGGAAGAGGACUCCAAUACAUAACUGAUAGCAUAUGGUCAUUAAAUAGUUUAAGAAACGUAGAAGUUCACUAUAUUAGAAGAAACGUUAAUCAGGG